CUUUGUUGGAAGGCAAGCUAUCUUCGAAGCUGCCAAAGAAAUUGGCUCGGAAUAGGAUUUACUAAUAUCCGUCCCGAACACCAAAACAGACAUAACCAUGGGAAAGGCACCUAGCGAUCUCCUUUCAUUAUUGCACAUAUUGAAUGACCUCAGUACACCUCUACUACCCUCCAUUAUCUUGCAAUUUCGGGCUAUCAUCUAAUCACUAACAUCUGCUUGUGCUAUCGAACGUUGUUCAAUACGAGCUGAAAAUUGUCGGUACGCCUGCCAAACUGGUUUGACAUCAACACUCCUUCACACGCGUCUUGCAGAUUCCAUGGCCAGCAACGAUAUUCCAGAUUAUAAGAAACUCUUUCUGGAGGCGGAAAGGCAACGGAAACAAGCAGAGGAGGAACGAACGCAUGAAGCAGAACUAAGGAGACAAGAAGAGGAGCUACGGAAACAAGCAGAGGAGGAACGAACGCAAGCAGAGGAGGAACGAACGCAUGAAGCAGAACUAAGGAGACAAGAAGAGGAGCUACGGAAACAAGCAGAGGAGGAACGAACGCAUGAAGCAGAACUAAGGAGACAGGCAGAGGAACAAAAUCGACCAACAACCUUUAACGAGCUCAUUCGAUAUGGUCACAAUAUCGUCGCUAGAUCAUUGAGAGUCGCAAACCAAUCUCGCUGCACUUCAGGGAAAAUCUCAGCACCAAUCGGGAAAAAGUGCCCAGUAAAACUGCGCCCAUGGACGGAAUGUCAAACCCAGCAGGAGGACAUUUAUCACUCUGUUUGCAACCAUCUUGGAUCGACUGGGGAUACAGCACGUCGGGCUUUCCCACCCCUCGUUGCGCUGGAGUAUGAGGGACAAAAUGUCAAAGAGAGACCGAUAAGCAGCGAACGGGACCUUGAGGGCUAUGAGCGAUCUGCUGUUGAAAAUUAUGUACAGAACAUAAUUGCAGAGCUUUGCAAGAUACCUACCGCUCGAGAUGAAUUCCAUUUGGGUGAUGGAGUCCAGUUCAACAGCCAUGCCAAUAGCCUUGAUUUACAGACAAACCAACCAUCAAGAUCCGAGUCUUCCGGGCCUGAUCAGUAUUGCAUACACCGCAUUGACGACGGUACUAGCACACUUCUUACCACAGUUGAGUACAAGCCUCCCCACAAGCUACCGGUUGAGAGCCUUCACAACGGUCUUAAAUCCAUGGACUUCUGGGAACAGGUGGUCAAGGCUCACAGUGUCCCUAAUACCGAGGACGAGAAAGCUGAAAGGAUCAUUGGAUCGGUGAUUGCCCAAGAGUAUCAUGUGAUGAUCCAGGAAGGACUUGAAUAUUCAUAUGUGACCAAUGGGCUUGCAUUAGUCCUUCUGCGAGUCCCCUAUGAAGAACCAGGCACCCUGUGUUACCAUCUGUGUGAACCGAACGAGGAAGUGAACUCAGAAGAUGAACAAAGUUUUCUGCAGCCAACAACGGCCAUCGCCCGGGUAUUGUGUCUAUGUCUGAUGAGUUUUCAUUCACGUCUCCGCGAUCAACAGUGGCGAAAUGAAGCGCAGGCACAGCUCCCUAUCUGGAAGUCUAGCUUUGACAGCACUCGGUCUCCAGUCUCUGAAUCUGAAUCGCCACAAAGUACCCCGAAUUCAAAGCACACUUAUUCUAGCCCCAAGUCCACCAUAUCUGAGUUUCCGCCGCCGUCAUCAUCCUCAGCAGAAUCCUCUACCGCUGAGGGACGCCGAGCGCCAACCCGGUCUCAGCCUGGCUGCUCACCUUUUACCGCAACACACUAUGAUGAUUCCUCAGAUCCUGAUUCGGAUUUUGAAGCUUCAGGUCAACGAAAACGCGGUUUUAGCGAGGUUAGUUCAUCUCCGCCAGUUCAACGAGUGGUGCGCCAGGCGACUUCAUCACAGAUUUCAGACAGCCGACAUGGGCAGCAUAAUGCACGCUUUUGUACACAACGGUGUCUACAUGGCCUGCAGCAGGGUGGUCUGCUCGAUGAUGCCUGCCCGAAUGUGAUGCUCCAUAAACAGGGCGGAGACAGUAGGCGACACGCCAUUGAUCCCACAACUUUGGUGCAACUGGUGAAGCGACAGCUGGAUGACAAUAUCGACCGGAACUGUACGCCAAUGGGAGGCUGUGGAGCAUCAGGAGCGCCGUUCAAGGUCACCUGUGCUGCAUAUGGGUACACUGUUGUUGGAAAAGGCACGACCUCCUGCCUGUGGCGGGAGCUCUUGCGCGAAGCUGAGGUAUAUCGUUUCCUGCAGCAGGCUCAGGGUUCUGCAGUUCCUGUUUUCCUAGGAGCAAUUGACCUGGAGAAGACCUACUUCCUCCAUGGGGCUGGGGCAAUUCGGCAUAUGCUACUUAUGGGGUGGGGUGGGAAGCCUAUCAGCAGUAUCGAGAAUAUGCCUUCUUGUCCAGAAUUCAAUAAGGAAGAGUUGAAUCGUGAAAUCUCGAAAUCUGUAAAGAAGAUCCGCUCUCUCGGAGUUUUGCAUGAGGACCUUCGACCGGAUAAUAUUCUAUGGAACGCUGAGCUGCGGCGGGUCCUGAUUAUUGAUUUUCAUUGGGCUAGAUUGGACCGUCGACCGAAGAGAAAGCGGAUGGUUUCAUGCGGGGCAGAAGCACAUCGGCCAAAACAACUUCGUACUAUUUACUAAUGAUAACUGUACAUUAUUAGGGCAUUCAUUUGAAAAGAUCUGUUCCUGGGGUGUUUUGAACCGGAGUUUUUUGCCAUGGGAUUUAUUAUUUUUCUUACGAUGACUGGCGCCUUGGAACGCAAGUUGAUGAAGGCUGUAAUCUAAUCUAG
Aspergillus glaucus CBS 516.65 is the source of this 2772-nucleotide messenger RNA. RefSeq lists its product as uncharacterized. Gene Ontology annotation, molecular function: ATP binding; protein kinase activity. The record is from RefSeq and is a predicted model, not a curated record. Gene Ontology annotation, biological process: protein phosphorylation. The transcript has a single exon. NCBI's taxonomy places the organism in Eukaryota, Fungi, Ascomycota, Eurotiomycetes, Eurotiales, Aspergillaceae. Bases 317 to 2623 code for a protein of 768 amino acids.